Molecule: messenger RNA, 1000 nt
Organism: Mytilus californianus (California mussel)
Lineage: Eukaryota; Metazoa; Mollusca; Bivalvia; Mytilida; Mytilidae
Product: WSC domain-containing protein 2-like
Exons: 5
Coding region: 29-667 (212 amino acids)
Source: RefSeq, a predicted model, not a curated record
UUCUGUCAGUGCAACUCGGGAAAGAAGGAUGAUGAUAAACUCUUUUGUUUUGUUGAUUUUGGCUAGAAUUGUGAAUUCCAUUAAGUGUGGACUACAAGUAACUGGUGAUCAUAAUUAUGUUGGUUGUUUUGUUGAUACACACAUAAGACUUUUACCACAUUUGUUACCAUUGAAUGGACAACAUCAUAAUGAAAUGGAAAACAACAGAUGUUUACUCUAUUGUAAAGAUCGGCGUUAUAUGUAUGCUGGGACAGAGAUUUCUCAACAUUGUUUUUGUGGUGAUGACCCAUAUCAGUACGGACCAGAUGAUGUUGCUUCUAUGUAUAAAAUGAAUUAUGACUGCAAUAUAGAGUGUGCUGGUGAUUCCGGACAGAUAUGUGGAGGAGGUUGGAGAUUGUCAAUAUAUAAAACAGGAUUGUUACCCUUUGAACAGGGAGAAAAUUCGUAUAUGUUAGUCUUCAAUAACACGAUACUUACAACACCGGCCAACCUAGUCCUGAAAUCAAGAAGCACCACGGAAUGUGCGAGGUACUGCUCCUCAUCUCUCAGUUGUAAAGUAUUCGUUGUUUCGACAAAAACUGGACACUGUAGUUUGUAUUCCAGCUUCGAAGUUGCGUGUGAUGGAGUUCAUGACAAAGAUGGCUUUCUAGUUUAUAUGAUGAAAUAAGUGACAAUCGUGCAGUUGAUAUUUCUGUGUAGUUUUUGUUUUACUGGUAUUUCUCUUUUGCUUAUCACCAUUAGACUAUUGUGCUGUGUGUUAAUAUGUACUUGAGGGUUUCUGAUAGCGACUAGAUAAUGUUACCUCUUUUAACCUUUUUGAGAUCAAGAAUUUUCAUGUUUAGGGAAAUCGAAUGUCAAUACUAUCAGUUUUUGGUAAUGUACUUUUCUUAAAAUAACAUGCACGCAUUUCGUGGUCACUCUGUGUCAUGUAAAUUAUAUUAUAGUUACAUGUUCAUAAUUUUUUAUGCAGUAUUUAUUUUAUAAAAUUACUUGUAGCUUC